AUGAGUUAUAAUGAAAUUGAGAGCCUUCAAUAUUUUAAUGAUGGUGAGAGACAACUUAAGUUGAUCAAUUUAGAAAAGCUUGAUUUGAGUUACAAUUUGUUCAAUAAUACCUUAUUGGCACGGCUUAGAGGACUUUCCAAUCUGAAGUCUUUGAAUGUAGGGAAUAACUUGAUUAAAGGAUCAAUAAAUAUUAUUGAAGAAUUAGAUGGUUUGAUCAAUUUAGAAGAAUUAAUGUUGGAUGGUUCCCAUCUCAACAACAACAUUCUUCAAAGCAUUGGUGUAUUGAAUUCUCUCAAAGCCUUGUCUUUGCAUGACUGUGGGCUGACCAGAACACUACCUACCCAAGGAUGGUGUGACUUACGGAAGGCGUUGGAUAUUAGCGAAAAUGCACUCGAGGGAGAACUUCCUUCAUGUUUGGCUAACUUAUCUUCUCUUUACCAUUUGGAUAUUUCUGGUAAUCAAUUCAUUGGAAAUGGUGCCUCAAUUGCUCUAGCCAAUCUCACAUUGCUUAGAUUCGUUUCUCUUUCACGGAACCUAUUUGAAGUUCCAUAUUUUUUCAUGUCAUUUGCCAACCACUCACAUCUCAAAAUCCUCUCCAGCAAUCAAAAUAAGUUAGUCAAAGAGCCUACCAUUCCUACUUGGGUCCCAAAGUUCCAAAUACGAGUUUUCCAUUUGUCAAAUUGUACAACAAAAGAACUCCACAAUGAAGUUCCCAACUUCCUCUAUUACCAAUAUGACCUGAGAGUUAUUGAUCUUUCAUAUAACAAUUUUGGAGGAAAGGCUCCUUUGUGGUUGUUAGAGAACAAUACAAGAACGGAAGCAUUUUUAAUGAAGGGGAAUUCUUUUAUCAACCGUGAUCUCCAGUUUCAUUCACGUCCAAAUUCAUACAUGUCUGUUGUUGAUUUAUCUGAAAAUAAAAUACAGGGUCAAAUUCCGACAAGCAUUUGUUCAAUUUUCCCACAACUAUUGGGAUUAAACUUAUCUAACAAUAUCCUUGAAGGUAAUAUUCCUCCUUGUUUGGGCAGUUUGGACUUUGAUUUUUAUUUAGAUCUAUCACAUAAUCAGUUAUCUGAAGGAAUACCAGAAAAGUUGGCUAAAUGUGACGAAUUAGUGUUUCUUGGACUAUCAAAUAAUCGUUUAAGUGGGAAGAUAAGCCCAACUAUCUUUAGCUUACAGAAAUUAAAUUUUUUAUAUUUAGAUGGCAACAACUUUGAUGGGAGGUUACCUAGUAUUGAUAUCACAAUUGUUCGUCUAUCUCCCCUUAUGGUUAUGGAUUUAAGUAAUAACAGCUUGUCUGGUGAGCUCCCAAGAUGGAUGUCGAAUCUAUCAAAAUUGGUGGCAUUGAGUUUAUCGAACAAUCAACUUGAGGGUUCCAUUCCGAGGGAUUUUUGCCAUAUAGAUGGCCUCAAAGUUUUGGAGCUUUCCCAAAAUAAUUUUUCUGGCCCAAUACCAUUUUGCUCUGGUGCACAAUCUAUCAAACAUCUCCAUUUGAAUAGAAAUAGAUUAAGUGGCACCUUGGGAAAUGCAUUCUUUAACUGCUCCUCUUUGGUGACUUUAGACGUUAGUGAAAACCAGUUGACUGGUGAAAUUCCAAAUUGGGUUGGUUCUCUUUCAGCUUUGCGUGUCCUCCAUCUCAAGGCCAAUUUUUUUACUGGAGAAAUUCCUAUUGAGUUAUGCAAAUUGUCUUCAUUAAGCAUCAUUGUUCUUUCUCAAAACAAUCUUUCAGGUCCAAUACCUUUUUGUUUGAGUAAUUUAACUCUUGAGCCAAAUGAUGAAAAAUCUUCAACAAGAGCGUAUUUGGCAAUUACUUCUGAAUUCAUAAGAGGUGAUUAUAGAGAACAGACCGAAUUUGAAAUGAGCACUUUUGGAGGACUUGAUGAAGUCUUUGUACCUUUGUUUAUUGAGAAUCCAAUUGAUGAAAAGGUUGAUUAUACGACAAAGAGAGCUUCUUACAUAUACAAGGGAAACAUUCUUAAGUAUAUGUCUGGAAUUGAUUUAUCAUGUAACAGGUUAACAGGUGAAAUCCCCAUUGAGAUUGGAAAUUUGAGUGAAAUUCGUUCAUUAAACUUGUCACACAACAAUUUGGCUGGAAAUAUACCAUCAACGUUCUCAAGGCUUAAUAAAAUUGAGAGUUUGGACCUUUCCCACAACAACCUAAGUGGAAUAAUCCCUAUUGAAUUGUUGGAGUUGUAUACCUUGGAAGUUUUCAAUGUGUCAUACAACAACUUGUCAGGGAGUAUUCCAUCUCAGAAAUCUCAAUUUGCGACCUUUGAUGAAAGCAGUUACAUGGCAAAUCCUUUUCUCUGCGGACCUCCACUGCCUAAAGAUUGCAAUGAGCCUAAUUCACCUUCGACAACAGCACCAAAUGCCUCAAACGAUGAAGAAGAAAGUGGUUUGAUGGACGAGUAUGUUUUCCAGGUGACCUUUUUUGUUUCUUAUAUAAUUGUGUUAUUGGUUAUUGUUGCAAUCCUGUAUAUAAAUCCAUAUUGGCGACGAGCAUGGUUUUAUUUUGUUGAACACUACAUCAAGACUUGUCGAUAUUUUAUUGAGGACAAUCUUCUAUGA
Messenger RNA from Gossypium arboreum, 2565 nucleotides. Its product is annotated as receptor-like protein 15. Gene Ontology annotation, molecular function: protein binding. The transcript has 4 exons. The record is from RefSeq and is a predicted model, not a curated record. Lineage: Eukaryota; Viridiplantae; Streptophyta; Magnoliopsida; Malvales; Malvaceae. The coding region runs from base 1 to 2565 and encodes 854 amino acids.